CCUUAUGCUAUGUAUUGCAGUUCACUUUCAGAGUUUGCUGUUCUUGGGUUUGAAUUGGGUUACUCCAUGGAGAACCCUAACUCAUUGGUUCUUUGGGAAGCACAAUUUGGCGAUUUUGCCAAUGGUGCACAAGUGAUGUUCGACCAGUUUUUGAGCAGCGGCGAGGCAAAAUGGUUGCGGCAAACCGGCCUUGUUGUUCUGCUGCCUCAUGGUUAUGAUGGCCAAGGUCCUGAGCAUUCCAGUGCCCGCUUGGAGCGCUUCCUUCAGAUGAGUGAUGAUAAUCCUUUUGUCAUACCUGAGAUGGAACCAACACUUCGCAAGCAGAUACAAGAGUGUAACUGGCAGGUUGUGAAUGUAACAACUCCUGCAAAUUAUUUUCAUUUGUUGCGUCGGCAGAUACAUAGGGAGUUCCGGAAGCCACUGAUUGUAACAGCUCCUAAGAACCUGCUUAGGCACAAGGAUUGCAAGUCAAAUCUUUCAGAGUUUGAUGAUGUUGAAGGCCAUCUAGGAUUUGAUAAGCAGGGAACACGUUUCAAGCGACUGAUAAAGGACCGUAAUGAUCACAAGCAAGUCGAGGAGGGUAUCAACCGUCUUAUCUUAUGUUCUGGGAAAGUUUACUAUGAACUUGACGAAGAGCGCAAGAAGUCCAAGCGUGGUGAUGUUGCAAUUUGCAGAGUUGAGCAACUUUGCCCAUUCCCAUAUGACCUUAUCCAAAGAGAGCUUAAGAGAUACCCAAAUGCGGAGAUUGUGUGGUGCCAGGAGGAGCCCAUGAACAUGGGUGCAUACAGCUACAUCUCUCCUCGGCUGUUUACUGCCAUGAAGGCUCUUGGGCGGGGUUCGUUUGAAGACAUCAAGUAUGUGGGCAGAGCACCUUCAGCUGCUACAGCAACAGGCUUCCUGUCGGUUCAUGUGCAGGAGCAGUCAGAGCUAGUGAAGAAGGCACUGCCGCCAAAGCCGAUCAAAUUCCCCUGAUGCUAUGCACCUGCAUACAAAACAACAUGCGAAAUAACAGAACCCCGACUUGCCUGUUUGCAGGAAGCUCAACAUGCCAAACCUGCGGUUUUCUAAAGUUUUGCCCUGUAGGAGCUUUUUUCGAGUUCCAGUUUUGAGGCUUUUCUGCGUUGGAACCAAUGACGCGUUAUGAAGAAAUGGAUAGGUGUAAGAACCAUAAAUCCUUUGUUUUGCAAACUUCGCUGUUCAUUCUGGCUUGUUUGUGUUAUUCCGAUGUUGCACACAUCUUAAGAUGUUUUUUUUUUGGGUGCUCUCGUGCAUGUAAUGUUCCGUCUGGUGUUCGUAAGGAUAAGCAUGUCAGUUAGGCCGUUCUCAGUGGUCAAUUUUAUUUCA
Molecule: messenger RNA, 1344 nt
Organism: Sorghum bicolor (sorghum)
Lineage: Eukaryota; Viridiplantae; Streptophyta; Magnoliopsida; Poales; Poaceae
Product: 2-oxoglutarate dehydrogenase, mitochondrial
Exons: 5
Coding region: 10-972 (320 amino acids)
Biological process (GO): tricarboxylic acid cycle
Cellular component (GO): mitochondrion; oxoglutarate dehydrogenase complex
Molecular function (GO): thiamine pyrophosphate binding; oxoglutarate dehydrogenase (succinyl-transferring) activity
Source: RefSeq, a predicted model, not a curated record